AGCAUGUAGUAUCUUGUGGAUUUGUUUGCAUGUCUGUUAUUGAUCUCCCUGACUAGAAUCCACCUACUAGGUAAUCAAUAAAUACAAAAAAUAUUUGUUGAAGAAAUGAGAAAUGCCUCUUGGGCUUAUUUAUAGUUUAGACUGGCUAAAGGCACUGAGAUGGGGAGUGAGGAAGAGGAAGCGAUUGUUCUCCUGGGAAAUGAGCCGGGAGGACCCUUCAGGAUGGGACUUGACUGAGCAUUGCGAGAAGAAAGAGCUUUCCGAUCAGCGGGGACCUGCGCUGAGGCCCAAAGGUCAUGAGGUCGCCGAUGAUAAGAGCUUCUUGGACUGUAGCUGGGUAAUGUUGGAGGCCCAGCACCUCCAAGAGAUAAAGAAAUCUGAUUUGACUUUCCGUUCCAGUCAGCUCCAAGCCUCCCAGGGAUGCAGGGACUGCCCAUUCCCUUCAUCCACUCCCACCCUUUCCGGUCCCCUUGCUCUGCCAUUUUUUGCACUCUGCAAAUCCUUCACCAAACUGAGCAAAGUUAGUCUGAGAGAAAUCAGUCUUCCUCAAGGAAAGUUCAGGCCUGGGGUCCUCAGACAUCCAGGGGCUCCGUGACCAUCUGACUGCUGAGCAGUCUAGGGACACCGCCUCUCCACGUUCGGGACCCUUGUUUCUGAGGCCCAGCUUGGUGGGAAGCUAAAGGCAUGCGGAGGAGGGGAAGGGGAGAGCGUGUCUGAGACUUCGGCAUGGCAGGGACCGGGACCUCAGCCCGGCAUGGCGGUGACGGCGGCCUCAGGAGAUCCACAAUUGUCAGGGCUGGUGGCCACUCCCGGCGUGGGCAACCGCGGAAACCGAGGUGUCCCAGGCUAGGCCAGGGUCGGUUUCCGUUCGUCGGUCCUGCGCGGGCAGAUCGGGCGCUGCGGGGCCGUGCCACCUCGCACCCUCAGGAACAAAGGGCUUGGCUGGGCGCGGGUACCCAUCCGUUGAGUUAGAAUCGCCUUCGGGAAACCCCUAAUCUGUGCAAGCCGGAAGAGGCCAGCGGCAGCUGGAGAAUGUACUGCUCUCGCGAGGUUUUCCGAGAACGCGGCGCCGCGCCCGCGUACACAAUUACCAAGGUAACUGGGCGGUGCCUGAGCGGGCGGGAAGGAGGCGUUCGGCUAGAUUUUGUCCGCUUGCGGGGAGACUUCAGGAGUCGCCUCUUUGAACUUCCGGCCUCUGAGACCGCUGCCCCUGUCCCCGAGGGCCAUGGGCCGGGUCUCAGGGCUCGUACCUUCUCGCUUUCUGACGCUCCUGGCGCAUCUGGUGGUCGUCAUCACCUUAUUCUGGUCCCGGGACAGCAACAUCCAGGCCUGCCUGCCUCUCAGGUUCACCCCCGAGGAGUACGAGAAGGAGGACAUUCAGUGAGCUCUCUCAGAAUGGGCUGGCUGGUGGCCGCCCUCUCUGUCACUCUGGGCCUCUUUGCAGUGGAGCUGGCCGGUUUCCUUCUAGGAGUCUCCAUGUUCAACAGCACCCAGAGCCUCAUCUCCAUUGGGGCUCACUGUAGUGCAUCUGUAGCCCUGUCCUUCUUCAUAUUCGAGCGUUGGGAGUGCACUACGUAUUGGUACAUUUUUGUCUUCUGCAGUGCCCUUCCAGCUGUCACUGAAAUGGCUUUAUUCAUCGCCAUCUUUGGGCUGAAAAAGAAACCUUUCUGAUCACCGUCCUGACGAUCGAAGGCUACAGGGGAGGCCACUUCGUACCUGGAAGAAGGAAGGCAUAGGCUUCAGUCUUCCCCUCGGAAACUGCUUCUGCUGGAGGAUAUGUGUUGGAAUAAUUACCUCCCGAGUAUGGGAUUAUCAGCGUUGUAUUUAGUGUUUUGUAAUAAAAUAUGUUUUGUAGUAAGA
Messenger RNA from Cebus imitator (Panamanian white-faced capuchin), 1860 nucleotides. It is a transcript of the gene TMEM107, whose product is annotated as transmembrane protein 107. NCBI's taxonomy places the organism in Eukaryota, Metazoa, Chordata, Mammalia, Primates, Cebidae. The coding region runs from base 1033 to 1671 and encodes 212 amino acids. The record is from RefSeq and is a predicted model, not a curated record. The transcript has 5 exons. Gene Ontology annotation, biological process: non-motile cilium assembly; protein localization to ciliary transition zone. Gene Ontology annotation, cellular component: MKS complex.